CCCGCCUGUAUGCUGCCACUGGAUCUAAGUCUGCUGGAUUACCGCGCUGUUUCUCCGCUCAUUAUUCCUGACGCUUUUCCACGGCAGGCAAAGUUGGGCAUCCAGAAACUACAUGGUGACUGCCUGUAUAUUUUUAUGCUGUUUGAGCUUCAAAAUGAUUUCACUCUUCACUGGAAGAAGUGUAAUUUUUAUAUGACAGAGAAAAGAGCUCUGUCUCUUUUUGGGGGAUUGUUUACUUAUAGGAUAGGCUAGUGAUUUUGCAAUAUUUUGAACUUCGUUGUCUGGUAAUUUGGUCGCGAGGGACAAGAUGGGUGGGGUUAAAAAUGUAAGAAAUGGAGAUGUCUUUACAUGUUUUUUUUAUCGAACAGACAUUCUAACCUCAAUCACCCUUCUUUAUUUUGACUGAUGAUGUGACCUUACUGGUCUUUGUUUUGGGUGUUUAUUUUAGUGUUGGUGUAUUUAUUUAUCAUCACACUGGAGGGUCAACAUUGGAUGUUUGACUGCACUUGAACUUUCACCUUCUCCAGCUCCUUCCUUUUUCAGGGGGCUCUGAACCUAACCCCCAUAUCUGUAACACCGCGUAGAACCCCUCUCCCCCCUCUGGGGCUCUCCCUGGACCUUCCCAUCUCUCUCUGCUGCUUGAGGACAGAGACAGCCCCACCAGGAGAGGGGUUGUUAGGUAGGAAGACACCCCCCUCCCAAAGGUGAGAGGGGGGGAAGAUGGCAGCUCUCGCCAGCUCUCUCAUCAGACAGAAACGGGCGGUCAAGGACGACGGACAAAACCGACCUGUAGCCAACAAAAGGAAGCCCUGUCCUAAGAGCAACAAGUCUCUGUGCCAGAAACAGAUCUUAGUCCUUAUCUCUAAAGUACGGCUAUGUGGGGGUCGAAAAGGUCGAAACGAAAAGAGACCGGAGCCCCAGUUGAAAGGCAUCGUUACCAGGCUGUACAGUCAGCACGGAUACUACCUGCAGAUGCAGCCGGAUGGCACCAUGGAUGGCACAAGGGACGAAGGCAGCUCCUUCUCACAGUUCAACUUGAUUCCUGUGGGUCUGAGGAUCGUGGCGAUCCAGGGAGCGAAGACAGGGCUCUACCUGGGCAUGAACAGCGAUGGGUACCUCUACACCUCUGAACACUUCACUCCAGAGUGCAAGUUCAAGGAGAGUGUGUUUGAGAACUACUACGUGACGUACUCCUCCAUGCUCUACCGCCAGAACCAGUCGGGCCGCUCCUGGUAUAUCGGUAUCAACCGCGACGGACAGGUUAUGAAGGGCAACCGGGUGAAGAAGACCAAGGGAGCCGCACACUUCCUGCCUAAAGUUAUAGAAGUUGCCAUGUACAAGGAGCCAUCGCUACACGAACUAGUCAAUGAACAGAAGGAAAAAGAGAAGGAAAGAGAUAAAGACAGCCCUGCUCGGAAGACAGUGAAGGCGUCAGAAGAACGUCACGAAAUAACAUUCUCCAUCAAGAACUGCAGGAAAGAGAAAAAAGCUCCCAAGGCUGACGCCUCGUAG
Messenger RNA from Oncorhynchus keta (chum salmon), 1512 nucleotides. Its product is annotated as fibroblast growth factor 11-like. Gene Ontology annotation, molecular function: fibroblast growth factor receptor binding; growth factor activity. Gene Ontology annotation, biological process: positive regulation of cell population proliferation; positive regulation of gene expression; positive regulation of protein phosphorylation. The transcript has 5 exons. The record is from RefSeq and is a predicted model, not a curated record. The coding region runs from base 721 to 1512 and encodes 263 amino acids. Gene Ontology annotation, cellular component: cytoplasm. NCBI's taxonomy places the organism in Eukaryota, Metazoa, Chordata, Actinopteri, Salmoniformes, Salmonidae.